Messenger RNA from Didymella exigua CBS 183.55, 1592 nucleotides. RefSeq lists its product as uncharacterized. The transcript is spliced from 2 exons. Gene Ontology annotation, biological process: fungal-type cell wall organization. Bases 259 to 1092 code for a protein of 277 amino acids. NCBI's taxonomy places the organism in Eukaryota, Fungi, Ascomycota, Dothideomycetes, Pleosporales, Didymellaceae. Gene Ontology annotation, cellular component: fungal-type cell wall. The record is from RefSeq and is a predicted model, not a curated record. Gene Ontology annotation, molecular function: structural constituent of cell wall.
GUUUUGGCGGCAGGGUGUCUUCCUUGCUUCAGAUAGCGGUUGCACAACAAAACGCCGAGACGCGCAUGCCAACCUCUCCCUGACCUCCCCAGCCUUUGCCCUUCAACACAAGAUAAUAGUAUCGUUAUUCUACCUGCCCGCACCCCCGUAUUGAGUGUUGUGCGAUACCAUAGCAAUCGUCUAUCUUAUCGCUAGUACUAUCGAAACUCAUACACGACAUCGAUCUGGUUGGUUUGCACUUGGACGUCAAAUCUCACGAUGCGUGCUUCAAGCUUCCUCGCUCCGCUUAUCUUCGCCACCCAAUCCUUGGCUCAGGCUGUUGAAGAGGGCAUUGCGCCAUCUUCGCCUGCACCAGCUGGAUGCGAAACUACCGUCAAGGGCAACUUCACCAUUAGCGUAGAGAAUUCCUUCUCUGCAAGAUCAAAGCGCGAAACUGCCCAGGAGGCUUCCGACGGAGCGCUCUUGUGCACACUCGAAGAUGGUAUCCUCCGCGACCAAUACAGCCGUACAGGCUCUGUCGUAGCCAACCGCCAAUUCCAAUUCGACGGUCCACCCCAAGCAGGUGCAAUCUACACAGGCGGUUUCUCGGUAUGCCAGAAUAAUUCUCUUGCCAUUGGUGGCACGACUAGAUGGUGGAGAUGCAUGAGCGGUACAUUCGGAAACCUGUACGACGAGUCCAUCGGUGACCAGUGUUCGGAGAUCAGGAUUGUUGUUGGCUUUGUCGACUCGUCACCUUCCAGCUCGCUUGUUCUUUCAGCCAGUUCCACCCUAAGCUCGAUCUCUACUGGAGGAGCGAGUGUCACUCUGUCGUCAACUACCAGCGGUUCGCCCUCUGCCGCAUCCAACUCUGCUAGCAACAGCACCGCACAGCCUGUAGCUUCGGCCAGCUCGUCUCGUGCUGCUGCGUCAGGCUCCGCCAGCGAGUUGACAAGUGGCUCUGCGACAGGCUCUGCCUCUGGGAGUUCGUCGGCUACUGCUAGCGGUGCAGCUCCCCCGGCGUCUGGAGGUGCUGCCGCUGUGUUCUCCUCUGUCGUACCGACGACGUGUCUCGCAGCACUAUUGGCUGUCUUCGGUGCGGCUCUGAUCUUGUAAGCUGCCCUACAUACGGUGUUACAUCAUUUCUGCGAGGAGUUCGGACAGGCGUUCAUUGGUUUGAGCCUCAUCUCUGCAUCUCCUGGCGCUUCAUUCUGUGCAACCUGCUUGUACUGCAGCACACAUGAUUUCUACGAUACACGAUCCUUCCCUGGCAACUCGCUCGAUCCUAACGUGAGCGACGGCAUUGUUUAAGCGCUACUAUAUUUGCAUAUUAGAGAGGCUUAGUGCGCGGCGGAAGUCUAACAUUCUCAUCCGCAUUGGACAUACGAUCAAAGCAUGUAAUAAUACACUUGCUCUUGCUGCGUAGACGCAUCGAGGGUUUGUAUAGACACCCAGUUAAUAAUACUAAUUUCAUCAUCUGCACAUGUUCGUUUCUGGGGAAGGCUGGAGCCUGCAGGCAUCAUAUUUGGAAAUUUGGCAUCAUUCGGCUUCUGAAUCUCCUUUUGGUUAACAGCAUUGGUGUAUGUCGAACCAAGAGUUAAGUAAUAUGUUCGCGU